Messenger RNA from Vicia villosa (hairy vetch), 2104 nucleotides. Its product is annotated as cytochrome P450 71D9-like. Gene Ontology annotation, molecular function: oxidoreductase activity, acting on paired donors, with incorporation or reduction of molecular oxygen; iron ion binding; heme binding. Lineage: Eukaryota; Viridiplantae; Streptophyta; Magnoliopsida; Fabales; Fabaceae. The record is from RefSeq and is a predicted model, not a curated record. The coding region runs from base 58 to 1581 and encodes 507 amino acids. The transcript has 2 exons.
CUGCUGAAUAUAUAGAUACCGGCUACUACGAUAUGAAACAUACUAUACUUCUUUACCAUGGCUCCAUUAGUCCUCUACUUUGCAUUUCUUUUCACCUUUGUCCUCUUAACCUUUAUGGUUCAAAACAUAAGAAAGAAGAAAAGUUAUUCAACUUAUAACAUACCAAGAGGACCUAGAAAGCUACCUAUUAUAGGAAAUAUACAUAAUCUGUUAAGCUCUCAUCCCCAUCGAAAAUUAAGAGACUUGGCCAACAAAUAUGGACCUGUGAUGCAUCUUCAACUUGGAGAGAUUUCUACUAUUGUCAUUUCAUCACCGGAGUUUGCCAAAGAGGUGAUGAAAACCCAUGAUAUUAACUUUGCAACAAGGCCUCGACUCCUAGCUACAGAUAUAAUGGCUUACAAUUCCACAAACAUAGCUUUUGCUCCGUAUGGUAAUUACUGGAGACAGCUACGAAAAAUCUGCACUUUGGAGCUUUUAAGCCUAAAAAGAGUCAACUCAUACCAACCGAUUAGAGAAGACGUGCUUUCCAAUCUUGUCAAAUGGAUUGCUUCGCAGAAUGGAUCGCCAAUCAACCUCACUGAAGCUGUAAUUUCUUCAAUAUACACUAUUGUUUCGAGGUCUGCCUUUGGCAUUAAAUGCAAAGGCCAGGAAAAAUUUAUAGCAGUGGUAAAAGAAUCGAUAAAGGUUGCAGCAGGUUUUGACUUGGGAGAUUUAUUUCCUUCUGCUAAAUGGCUUCAACAUAUUACUGGUUUGAGGCCUAAGCUUGAGAGGUUUCAUCGACAAACUGAUGAGGUAUUAGAAAAUAUCAUCAAUGAACAUAAAGAGGCAAGGUACGCAAAAGCCAAAGAUGAUGAAGGUGAAGUAGAAGAAGAUCUGGUAGACGUUCUCUUAAAAUACGAGGAUGGCAGCGACAUGGAUUUUUCCUUAACAAAAAACAAUAUUAAGGCCAUAAUCCAGGAUAUGUUUGGUGCUGGAGGCGAGACAUCUGCAAGCGCCAUAGAUUGGGCAAUGGCAGAAAUGAUAAGGGAUCCAAGAAUAAUGAAGAAAGCACAAGAUGAGGUGAGAGAGGUUUUCAAAACAAAAGGAAGGGUUGAUGAAAAUCACAUCAACGAAUUAAAUUAUUUGAAAUCAGUUGUCAAAGAAACCCUGAGGUUACACCCUCCAGUACCACUUUUGCUACCAAGAGAAUGUGGUCAAACAUGUCAGAUAAAUGGUUAUCACAUACCGAGUAAAAGUAAGGUGAUAGUCAAUGCUUGGGCAAUUGCACGAGAUCCAAACUACUGGACAGAACCAGAGAGGUUUUAUCCAGAGAGAUUCAUUGACAGCGCCAUUGACAAUAAAGGAAGUAACUUUGAGUACAUUCCAUUUGGUGCCGGAAGAAGGAUAUGCCCAGGGAUCACAUUUGGUUUGAGAAAUAUAGAGCUAGCUCUUGCAAUGCUGUUGUAUCAUUUCGACUGGAAGCUACCCAGCGGAACCAAAAGUGAAGAAUUGGACAUGACUGAGCAAUUUGGAGUCACUGUGAGAAGAAAAGAUGAUCUUUUAGUGCUCCCUUUUGUUUAUCAUCCUUUGAAUGUCAAGUAAGAGUCACACGAUGAAGCUGAAACCUUUAAGAGUUAAAAUAAUGAAGAUUGUGCGACUUAACCAUGUUUUAUAGAUUGUAUACACUGCAGUACACACUUUUUUCCAUUUGAAAGCAGUGGUUUUAAUUGCAGAUUGGAAAAUUCCGCUAUCUGCUUUAAAUUCCGCUACACUAAAGUGCUAUGCUAUAGUACUGCUUUUGCGAAAAAUUUGACAACAGUUUGCAAUUAAUUGUGUGUUGCAAAACAAUAGCAGUUUCUCUAAAUUCCACUAUGGCGCUAUAGUACCACAAUUGUCACUUUACGGUUACAAAAGUUAGUUAAAAAUAGUUAGUUGUAGUUGGUUAUGAUUUAAGAAUUACUGGUGUAGUAGGGUGUAGAUAGCUUAUGGUGCAAGUCACUCCAUUUUGUAUAUAACUCAGCUUGUAUUUUCCUUGUUUUCCAAUGAGACUCCAUUUUCACUAUGUUCAUUCUAACUCUCUCAAUAUGGUAUCAGCCCUAUAAAUGAAUGAACAUUCUUCUUCUUC